Molecule: messenger RNA, 1395 nt
Organism: Lodderomyces theae
Lineage: Eukaryota; Fungi; Ascomycota; Pichiomycetes; Serinales; Debaryomycetaceae
Exons: 1
Coding region: 1-1395 (464 amino acids)
Biological process (GO): transmembrane transport
Cellular component (GO): fungal-type vacuole membrane
Molecular function (GO): transmembrane transporter activity
Source: RefSeq, a predicted model, not a curated record
AUGUCCGUCAGUUCGUGGUUAUCCUUCGUUAGCAGCGAGAUAGGGCUAAGUACCCUAUUCAACUCCUCCUGGGACGUGUACAUCAUUAUCGCAUUGAGAAUGAUCAGGCUCAUUGGGUUCGGUUCAACCUCAUUGAUUCUUGCUUUGUAUUUGAAAACUUUGGGAAUUGAUGAAUCUUACAUUGGAUUCUUUAUGACGCUAACUUUUGUUGGAGAUUUGACUACUUCAUUUUUGCUCAGUUUGGUGACUGACCAAAUUGGUAGAAAGCGUGUUCUUGUGUUGUGUUCGGUACUCAUGUUGGCCACUGGUGUUGUGUUUACAACAUUGGAUAACUACUACUUGCUUCUUGUUACUGCUGUGAUUGGAAUUUUAACUCCGUCGGGUGGAGAAGUUGGACCAUUCAGGACGAUUGAGCAAUCGAGUAUCGCCUCAUUGUGUAACCAAACAGAAAGGUCAGAUAUAUAUGCUUGGUACACAUUUUUGGGUCUGUUUUGUGCUGCGUUUGGAUCGUUUGUCGCUGGACUGAUUAUUGAUCUUACGAGAAGAGAAUGGGGGUUCAAUGAAAUUGAGAGCUACAAAAGUGUGUUUGGUUUGUAUUGUGUCCUUUCGUUGAUCGGUGUCAUUUUGUCUUUGUUCAUUAGUAGUGCUAUUGAACCAAAGAAGAUAGUUGCACGCGAUGAAGAAGGUGCUGUGGAGGGUGAUGCAGCAGGAACUGAGUCAUCUAGUGCUUCGGCAAGCGAGACAACUCAACUCCUUGGACAACCUAAACCUAAGCCUAAACCAAAGGGAACGUUCUUUAAUCUUCUUCCACAUUUGUCACCAGAUGUCUACUUGACUGUGUUGAAGAUUUCAUUAUUAUUUGGUCUCGAUUCAUUUGCAUCGUCAUUGACGCCACUUUCAUGGACAUCAUACUAUAUUAAACAGAAAUUUGGCAUCCCCUCGUCAUACCUUGGAUCUGUAUUUUUCAUCACUGGGUUUAUCAGCGGUGCAACCUCGUUAGGGUCCACGUCAAUGACAAAGAGACUUGGUCCUGUUGUGACUAUGGUGGCUACACAUUUACCCGCAUCUAUUUUAUUGGCGGUUUUGCCAUUCCCCAAUUCAUUCAAGGUAACUUUGACGAUCUUGGUGUUGAGGGCUUCAGUGCAAACAAUGGAUGUCGCUCCGAAGCACGUUUUCUUAGCCGCUACUGUCCCUGAUGAUGACAGAACAGCCGUGUUUGGGUUUGUUAAUGUUGUAAAGACAUUGGCGCAAAUCGUGGGUCCUAGUAUUGUUGGUGUGUUGACAGAAAAAGGCUUGCAAUGGGUUACUUUUACAGUUGGAGGUUCGUUGAAGGUUGUUUAUGACUUGGGUGUUUUGUUCACCUUCUUGACAUUGAACAAGAACGGAGCAUAUUAG